This is a messenger RNA of Loa loa (African eye worm), 498 nucleotides long. RefSeq lists its product as hypothetical. Gene Ontology annotation, cellular component: extrinsic component of cytoplasmic side of plasma membrane. The transcript is spliced from 4 exons. NCBI's taxonomy places the organism in Eukaryota, Metazoa, Nematoda, Chromadorea, Rhabditida, Onchocercidae. The record is from RefSeq and is a predicted model, not a curated record. Bases 1 to 498 code for a protein of 165 amino acids. Gene Ontology annotation, biological process: cell differentiation; innate immune response; cell surface receptor protein tyrosine kinase signaling pathway. Gene Ontology annotation, molecular function: non-membrane spanning protein tyrosine kinase activity; signaling receptor binding; ATP binding.
AUGUCAAAAACUUCAUCAUUUCGAGCGUAUGAUGUAUCAAACGCAGUCAAAGUACAAAACUGGUUCGUCGGUUUCAUUACAAAGCCUUCUGUGGAGCGUUUUUUGAAAAAAGAAGGCGAAUAUUUGGUAUAUGCUGACGAAAAAAGUGGUUGUUUGAAAUUUAUUCUUUGUGUACGAAGCAAAAAAGGAUGUGACCAUUUUACACUUACAAAUGAUGAUAAUGCUAGAUGGAUACUUGAUAUCCAAUCUGACAAAACGUUUGAUACAAUCAUAGAAUUAAUUCAAUAUUAUAAAACCAAUAUGUUACCUACAAAUGCUACAUUUUUGGUCUCUCCAUUUGAAAAACCAAAAUGGUUUCUAAGAAAUGAAAAUGUAACGUAUGACUGUAAAACGGGUAUAAUUGGUACCGGAAAUUUCUCCAGUGUUUACGAAGGAAAAUUAUAUGGUAAAAUAUCGGUAGCACUAAAAGUAAUUCAUAAAUCAACGGGUAUGAUUUGA